AUUUUAUUUGUUCGUUUUUUUUUGUGCGUGUGUGUGUGCGUGUUAAUAAUUGCAAACGAAUGCUUGGAAAAACAAAGAAAGAAAGAGAGAGAGAGAAAGAGAAUAUCAGUGUGAAGUUGAAAAAAAAAAUAAUGUAGUUAUAAAAAAAAAGUGGCUACUUAUUUUAUUUAUAUAUAUUAUAUUACUGCUGAAAAAGACGUGAACAUUGAAGUAAUAGUGAGUGAAGAUCUGCAGCUACCACCACCACCACCACCACCACCACCACUAUCAUCAUCAUCACUAUUACAAAUUACAGAUUACCUCACGCUCAACCCUAAUUACACACACACACACACACACACACACACACACACACACACACACACACACACACACACACACACACACACACACACACGUAGCAUGAGUGCGUGGGUAUAUGCCUGACAAACUAACACAAUUUAAUAAAGCAACCCCACUCUCAGCAUUAUGUAUAACUUAUCAUCUUCCCUUUCUUUCUCUUCUACAAGGUGACACCGACAGACGCACAAAGAGAGAGAGAGAGAGAGAGAGAGAGGAGCUGUUUGUUAUUAUCAUAGAACUAACAGCAGCAGGGUUUAGAAGCAUGAUGGGCCACUGGAAGGAAAGGAAAGAAAAAAGAAAAUGGAAGGAGAUUGUGACUGACUGAUGUUAAGGAUGUGAGAAGGAAGGAAAGGAAAAAGGGAAGAGUAGAACCUGUGAUAUUUGUGAAUAGAAGACGAAAGAGAGAGAGAGAGAAAGGGAGGAAAAGUAGUGAUUAUUUGGAAGGAAGGAAGGAAGGAACUAGUGAGGAAAAAAAGUUGGAAAAAAGGAAUAAGAAGGAAAAUAAGAUUGAUACAUUUAUAAACCUGACGACGAGUGAAAGUGAGGGAAGGAGAUAAAGAGUGACAGAGAGAGGGCGUGGAAGAGGAGGAAGACAUUUAUACAUACAUACAGACAGACAAAAGGAGCAUCGUUGGCAUCAAAACAACUUGCACUCAUCUCCCUCAUCUCCACUCAUCUCCAAACAUGAGGUGAUCAAGAUGGCCCCUUGCGGUGAGCCUCGUCUCAAAUCAUAGGAUGAACGAGGGCAUGUCUUUCCGCCUCCUUACCAUCCUAUGAUAACCACCUUCUCUAGGCCAGUUUGUUUAAGUCCAGGGAGGGCCAAGGAGUGUGGUGUAUGUGGGGACAUUGCCAAGUCCAUGCACUUUGGGGGACUAUCCUGUGACUCCUGCAAGGCCUUCUUCCGGCGCUCAGUUCAAAACAACGCCCACAGAGGGUUCACUUGCCCCUACGAGAAGAAGUGUGUCAUUGCUGUCUCCUCCAGGAAGUCUUGCCAGUACUGUAGAUUCCAGAAAUGCCUGUCCAUCGGCAUGGAGAAGGGCUGGGUGAUGACAGAGGACGAGCGGCGCAAGAUGAUGCAGCAGCGGCAGGAGAAGAAACACAAAGAGGAGGAGAAGAAAAAGAUGAGCAUGAUCAGCUCGGAGGAGAAAUAUGCACUGACCGAGGAGGAGAGCACGGAGAUCGAGAUAAUCUUGUCCUUGUACAAGAAGGCAUACCAGGACGUGCCCUACCAGGAGGAGGGCCCUCCUGAUGGCCCCAAGGGGGUCAUGUCCCCCUGGAUGACCUUCUGUAAGAGAAUAGGCUACUUCUUCUCACUAUUCCGGGAGUUUGCAGACCUACCAAGCAGCGACCAGGCACUGCUGCUCAAGUCUGCCAUCCCCUCAGCUUGCAUCAUCAUGGGCUCUGUGGUGUACGAUUCUGGGUCAGGCCGCUGGGGCAGCAACCUGAACCGCUGCGGCUAUGUGCCCACAGUGUCCCUCACCAGCGCACAGAGCCUGGUGCCUGCUGAGCUCAUGUCCCGAGUGGAAAACUUCUUCAAGAAGUUCAAGGAGGUGUGUCCAGACGAGAAGAUGGCCAUGAUCCUGAUCCUGGUGGCUCUGUACUCCCCUGAACUGAUGGGGCUGCAGGCCAAGGACAACAUUCAGGCACUGCAGGACCGCUACACACGUGUCCUGCGCAAAUACGUUGGGUGGAAGUACAAGGAGCACUCCACCCUCAUGUUCCCCAAGGUGAUCGUGUCUCUGGCUGACAUCCGGGAGCUGGCGGAGCGCACCUGUCAAAUGCGCAUCAGGCAGAGUAUGACCUCCAACAUCUCUGCCCUGUCUGAGAUUACCAGCCGUCCUGGCCCCUCUUCUGCCGCUGCCACCAGCACCGAUGUGGAGUCUCCCAUGGAGACCAACGAGGGUGAGGAGGAAGAUGAUGAGGAUGUGGAGGGGGCGACAGCCAUGUCUGAGGGGGGACUGGGGCAUGGGGAUGCGGGGGUGAGUGGCAUGGUGCAGGUGAAGCAGGAGUGUGAGAUGCAGAGUGACAGCGCCUUGCAGACGGAGGCAGCACACAAGCGGGCGCGUCUGGAGGCCACUGGGGGCGUGAAGGAUCACACCUACCAGAAGAUCAUGCAGAAGAUCAUGGACCAGAUGCAUGGCUCCUCCAUCCACAUGCGUGCCCCAUCCCUGCUGCCCUUCAUUAUCCAGAUCGUGAAGAAGGUGGGCUCCGGCACUGGGGCCAGCACCUCCUCCCAGGCCAGCAGCAGUGGCAGCAGCAGCAGCCACAAGCUGGGCCGGGGACACCACUCCAAGCACCACCACCGCACCUCCUCCAAGCGCCGUGUGGUGGAAGUGAAGCAGGAGCGCCUGGAGGAGGACCUGGAUACUCAGGACAUCUCCCCACUCUCCAGCAGCACCGUGUCCCCAGCCAUGCAUCCUAGUCCAUCUCCCCCCAUACACUUCCCUCCCCAGAUGCAGGUAGACCCCCAGCCCCACCACCACCACCACCAUCAUCACCAGCAGCAGCAGCAGCAGCAGCAGCAGCAACAGCAGCAGCAGCAGCAGCAGCAGCAGCAGCAACAGCAACAGCAGCAGCAGCAGCAUCAGCAGCACCAUCACCACCACCUACCUCGCAGUCCCUCACUGCCACCAUCACAUCACUUCACCACCUCACCCUCACACGCCCCUAUCUACCCUGCCUCCCCAAUGGAGUCCACAGAUUCCUGUGACCUCCUGCCCACCUCACCCCCCCAUGACCCCCUCAUGCCCUCCCCAAUACACCCCACAUCCCCAGAAAUGAUGCUGCCACUGUCGGGCAGCCACAUGAUCCCUGUGGCACCCUACACGCCGCCCUCAGCCACCCCAUCGCCCAGCAUCCCACACAAGCAGCCCACAGUGUUGCCUGUAGCAGAUAUGCCCCUCCCCUCCCCUGUGGCUGCCCCCUCCCCCUACUCAGACUCGUCCAACUCCUCCCCGGAGAGUUCCCAGUCUCCGCUAUACGACCUGUUCUCCGAGGACCUCUCCAAUGUGGAGAUUGACGUGCUAACGCAGCUGCUCGAUUACGUGUCCAAUUUUGACAACUUGGACAAUGUGAGUUCCCUGAAGGAGAUCCUGCCACCACACCUGCUGACUGAGCUGCAGACCAAACUGUGCUCCUACUCCUUGAAACAAGAGUGACCCUCACUGGUGGGGCGAGUGUCUUGAGGUGAUGAAAACAGAAUUACAGGUGUUCCAAGCCAUCCAUGCACUUUAGCAGUGUGUUAGGUAUUAUGUGUGAUGCCGGAGCAUCCCGUGGCCCUGACGCUGCACUCCGGCCCUUGGGGCAGGGCACCACACCCCAUAUUGGGGCUGUGGCACCCCCUAGACUGAGCCCAGUGACAAAAUAAUCAAGCCUGUAGAUACUCUUCUGAAAAAAAACAAAAAACAAAAAAAACAAAAAACAAAUAUGAAUGACCAACUUUGUAUUGGAAAAUAGUCUUCUUUGGAAGUAAUCUUGAAGCCUCAAUUUGUACAAGCUUUGUUGCCACUCACCCAUCCAUAAUGAAUCAAUAUUUUGUGAUAAAGACAGACACCAGCAUGCCAGGUGACCAACACGAGUCGAUAAUCAAAACUAUCCUUGGAGGAACGUCCCGCAUGCCGACGUGUCCCGGCGUGGGAUGGCACUGCAGCAACGGGAACCUUGUAGCUCACAGACAUGGCAGAUGGAGCCUGAAUGCAGUUCUGAAGUACCACUUACAUUUUUUCAGUCCAAUUACAGUGGUUAGGGUUGUUAGGAGGAGGGGGAAGGGGGCAGCACAAGUAGUGGUGGUGGGAAGUGUGCCGCCAAGUGCUGGUGUGGCUGCCUUGUGUGUGUGUGCUGCACCCGGCACAGAACUGACCAACCUUGCACUGAACCUUGACCACACCUCCGUCACCCCUCGCUGAGCCACUGACUCUCAGUAACUAACGGACUGUCCUCCCAUCACGUGCUACCAUUGCGUCACAAGGAGGUGUGUUCACCUUUAGCUUCCAGGGAGUUUUAAGCCUUAUUAUCAUGUACUUGAGAAGUGUUUGUUGAGAUUAUAGGCAUAUAUAUAUUAGCAAAGUUUUAAACAUAAGUAUCUAUUUUCAAUUGGACGAUAGGUAGAUUCCUGUUGCAUUAUUAGAGUGACGGGGUGUGGCUGGAAGGGGAGGUGGUAGGAGUGUGGCAUGUGCUGUGGUUUUCAAUCCAUGAUUGUAAGUGAGUCACCCUUUUGUAACAACAGUAAGUAAACAGUGAGGUAGAGAAACAGAAAUUACUCCACUGUUAUUGGUUUGCAUUCUCUCCAACUAGAAAAAAUGGCAAGGAAGCAAAGGAAGAGAGGUGGAUGGAGGAAAGGAAGAAAGACCAGUAGAGAAAACCAAGGUCAUAUUGUCCAGUGCAGCCUCUAAUCUGACAUUCUGAGUCAUCAUCAUCAGAUGAGACUUUGAGCCACUCAUAAAAGCACUCAGUUGACUGUUGUUCCAGUUGUAACUCUGUUCCUUUCUUCCUUAUGACCUCAUCUGUCGGACACACUUGCCUCGCCAUGCCCUGCUCCCCUCUUGAGUCCCCCGGCACCCCACCACACCUCCUGGGGCAUGCUGGGGGGAUUGGUGUGUGUUCCUAAGUGUCACAAGGUCCUGGAGGUUGUCUAGAGCUUAUUAAAGAGUAGCUGUGUGAUGAAGGAAGGAUGAUGUUAAAGUUAGGUGAUGGAGUCCUGUUGUUUUGUGUUUGCAUUUGCUGUUGAUGCAACCCAACCUUUCCUAACCUAAUUCUCUCCAGAUAAUGUACAGUUACCUUCAGUAAUGGUGUCAUAUUGUAUGAAUUGUUUCAGGAGUAAAAAGAUUGAUUUCAAGAUAGCUACCUCCACCUGUCAUCUCCAGUUCUUGUUCUUUGUGGAGUUCGUAAUUUAGACUGGUUAAUUAAUUCAAACAUUGAUAUCUGGAGCUCUUAAUAUAAAGCAGUUCAUUGGUCCAUAUGUUGGUUUUGACUUGACUUAUACACAUGGAAUUUGCAAGACUCUAUGACAUCACUGCUUGGGACAACUGCACACCCAGACUUCUGUAUUUCUUUUAGCUUCCUGAAUGUGUCUGUUGCAUGUAUACGAAUGACAAAUAUGUACACACCUCUUGGCAACGUGUGAGAGAGAACAAGAGACUGACAGAGAGUGAAAGAGGGAAAGAGAUAGGAAACAUACAAAACUAGGAUAAUUUCAGUGUGGAGGUUUGACCAUCAGUGAGUGAGAUGCACAAGUAACAAGAAAAGCACAGCACAUCGUCUCUGACAUUUAGUCAGUGAUGCAUGAAGUGUUGUAUCACCUUUAUUGCUGCUGUGAGAUGAGCAGUGCUAUUCUGAGUACCUUAAUGAGGCAGGUGAUAUAAGAGUGUUAAGCUACCAAUGAGAUGGGUGACAAUGACAGUAACGAUGACGAUAGCAUUCCCAGCAUUCACAGAGCCUAUGGCAGCACAUCAGAUGGUUGUCAUGCUCUCAAAACUCACAUAUAGGUGGAAUUCUCAUUUGUAGCUCCCCGAGUGUUGUUAUGUUGGUGUGUUGGUGUUGAGGAUUUGUGUGAUGCAGCUAGUGAUGAAACUUUUAAGAGUGUGUGUGUGUGUGUGUGUGUGUGUGUGUGUGUGUGUGUGUGUGUGUGUGUGUGUGUGUGUGUGUGUGUGUGUGUGUGUGUGUGUGCAGGCACACAUGUGUGCACCACCACUGUGAGCUGUUUAAUUUUCUGUUACUAAGUUCUUGGAAAUUGAUUUUGAUGAGUUCAAAACUGAUUGUAUAGAGUUAUUGGUAUACAUAGAAGUUAUUAUUAUGAUGUAAUGAUAAGACAGAUUAUGAAAAAAAUUUUAUUAGAUUUUCUGUAUGUAAGAAUUUUAAUAUUUUGACUUCUAAGGUCACUAAAUUUAUUUGGUUAUGAUGUCAACAUCAGAUGUAAAAUGUGAAAUGAUGAUGGUCGUGAUGAUGAUGAUGAUGAUGAUGCAGGAUGGUGGUGAUGUCAUUGUGAUGGUAAUGUAAUGGUGUGAUGAGGUGGCGAGGCUGUUCCUCAACCACACCUGUGAGCAUCAUGUUUGUGUGUCCACCCCAAGGCAGCAAGUGGCUGUCAUUGCCAUCCAGCGUGUGGGUGAGAAGCAUCUGUCUGCCUAUCAGGGGUGAAGUGUUUGGUGUGAUGGUCAUGUGUGUGUGUGUUGCAGCUGCCUCAGUCAUGGUGUGCUGCUCCUGCUGCAGCAGCAGCAGCAGCAUGAAGCCACACAAGCAGGCCUGUCCUUGGUGUCACUUGCAGGAGGGCGGCCAGAUUCUCGGUGCGGGAACUUAAUGCUUUGUGAUAUUGACAACAGUCACAAGAGACACGCUAAUGCAGGAACCCUAAGGGUUGGUAAAAUAAUGUAGCUAACAGUAUACUCCCAUGUAAUUAUAUACUCAUGUAUGUAUAUCAGUAUUUAUUUGAUCCUUGUGGUGAAAUGUGUGUUUAAUUCAUGAGGCACUCUGAGUGCUUCAAGAUAAAUCUGGAAUUGUGUUUUUCAGUGUUGAAGUGUUGUCAUGGAACACACAUGUCACUGCAGGAGUAAAAUGUGCACUUCAGGGAUGAGUAGCAGGGUGGAGGUGAGGGCUGGCCAUCCAGCUGCCACCCCAUCCUGUUACUGGCAUUUAUACACUUUACUUAAAACUUGAUUCAGUUGUAAAUGCAUUCACUGCAUAAUGAAUACUGUAAUUUGAACUUGUGAAUACCACCUGGUGGUGUGCUGUGUGUAUGGAGCAUUACACGGUUAUUGUAAAAGCACAGCUGUACACAGAGAUGGAGUCAGUUGACAGAAAAGAAGCAACUGACGCUAAAUGAUCAGCUGCACCGCACCUCAAAGCAUUGCACUGUUCUGUACUGUGAGAUAGACAAGGACACUUGGAAGCAAGCUUGGUGUGUAGGAGCAUUGACAGAGUAGGGUAGUCAGGUGUCCUUGUCAGAUGUUGUAGUCAUCUGGAGUAACAAUGUUCACCUUAAUGUAAGUGUUGUAUGCUGUGGGACUCCAAGGUAACUUUCGUAUGAGUAGCCUUGUGCCACCUGUUUGUGACUACCGCAUGUCAUGGCAUCUAGGAAUGGUGUUUGGGUGCAUGAGGGAGAGCAGCACCCACUCACUCGCAGGUCAUAAAACACAGGUUUUACUCUGAUUAUUUCAAGAACUCUGCUCAGCUUAUAUCAAAACAUUGUAGUCCUGGUUAUUCAGACAUCACUACCAAGCCAUUCCUGUUGUUGUCACGUCACCCAUUGUGUAACAUUGAUAUUCUUGCCAUUGGAGUAAGAGUUGUGUGGUGUGUCUGAGGGAUUUUCUGGGUUUGUGCCGAGCUGUGGUGGGUGGCUUGCAUGGAGGUUUUAAAGUGAUGAUGGUGACACAGUGACACUAGUGGAGGUGGAGCAUUCCUUGCCUCUCGUGUGUAUGUUGUGGUUAGGACACACACACACACACACACACACACACACACACACACACACACACACACACACACACACACACACACACACACACACACACACACACACACACACACACACACACACACACACACACACACACACACACACACACACACACACACACUAUUAGACUAUCAAAGGGACAUCAAGAGAAGGACAUUGAUUCAACACCAGUGUCCUUCUCUCAUUUUCCUUAACCUGUGUUGUUGUUCUUUGUAUUGUGUUUUCUGAUGUGAACCACUGAAGUUAGUGAGUGAAGUGAGCACUGCACCAGCUGACAUGAGCAUUGACAUGUUAAGGCUGAAUCACGACUGCCCUAAAACGUUCUUAGUGCUACAGAAGAACAGAAUCACAUGGUCUUGUCAGAAACACAGGUGACGUUUACUGGAUGUCAUAAAGUGUAUUCUCUUGACGUGGAAGAAGAGACAGUGUAUGUGUGUGUGUGUAUGUGAUAGGCAGGAAGGGAAAGUAAAGAUGCAGCAGACAGUUAUGUGUUACAGAGAAACAUGUAAUGUGUGGUAAGGAAUUGGGUCUGGCAGGCAGGUGUUUGUGUCACAGAGGGAGGUAAUGUAAAUGUCUGGUAGGCAGGUGUGUGUGUGUGUGUGUGUGUGUGUGUGUGUGUGUGUGUGUGUGUGUGUGUGUGUGUGUGUGUGUGUGUGUGUGUGUGUGUGUGUGUGUGUGUGAGAGAGGGAGAGAGAGGUGUGUGUGUGUGGUGGACAGGCAGGUGUAUGUGUGGUGGAGGGAGGUACUGUAGUGUGUUGUGGACAGGCAGGUGUGUGGUGGAUGUGUACGCUUGUGCUGUACUAAUACAUGCGGGUAUCACGCCGGCAUGUGUCAGGGAUGUGGUGAACGCCAGAGCAUGGUGGACAUUGCACAUUUCGUCACUCCUGUGUCGAACAUUUACGAAUUAUUGCAAACUUUACUAUUCCAUUAGAGACUUUGUAGAGUCAGUCUGUAUAUCACUAGGGCACUUCCUUCCUAACAGUCAGGGGGAGGAAGGAUUCAUGUAUGGAUGAAGGAUGCUUGUUGCUAAAGGGAUGUAGGAACCUUGGAAGAGUGAGUGUGUGAGAGUGUAGUGUGUCAGAGGGUGUAGAUAUUCCUGUUCUCCUUUGAGUGUUAGGCCGGAGUGUAGCUGUAGCCUGGAGCUGUUGGCUUAGGUGAUAAGUGAAUUUAUUUUUGUUGUAGUGGUGAGCACAGAGUACAAAAUGCAGUUCCCGGCCACAUGAGGGUAGUAGAGGUGGAGGUAGAGGAGCAGGAGGAGCAACAGCAGGAAGACACCUUGAAGCAAAGCAUGGCUGGCAUGGGGGGAGGGGAGGGGGUGGGAGGGCACUGUGUCAUGUUCCUUUGUGGCAACUCAAAAAAAAAAAUUUAAAAGAAAAAAAAAGUAUUGAUAACAAUAAUCUGAGUGAAUGACAAUGAAAGUUUAACCCACCCUAAAAUCUGAAUGGCAUUAGUAAAUCCUCAUGUUUAAAACCUAAAUUUUUUUUUCAUUAAAAUGUCGAUUAAGAACUUACAGCUUGUAUUUGCAUGACAUAUAUAUCUUUAAGAGUGAGCCAUUUUUUGUUUCCCCCAUCAAUGUCUUGGCUCCUGAAGGAGGAGUGCGGUGGCGGGCAGGCGCGUGGGGCCAGCCAGGCAGGGGUGUGUGGGCGCGACAGACUUCGUCAGCUGAAAGGAUUUUCCUCACUUGGAGACCAAAAUCAGCCUAAUAUUCUUUGCUCAAGCUUUGUACAGUGUAUUUUAUGAAGUAGAGAUAUAUCUAUAUAUUAUGAUUCUGUAGUGUAUUGCUGAAUGUUGUAGUUUUCCUCUCGGAGCCUCGAGGCAACAUCCGGUGGCCGUGUGGUGCGGUGGUGCCUCGCCCACUCCAGUGUUGCAGGCCAUAUGGUCAAGCCAGAUUGAUUCAUCGUUGUUAUCCUUGUCUUCAACACCUUAGUGGUAGGAACAGAGCUCAGCGAGGCGUCCGGACGGCGCUACUGGGGCUGCGGGCACCAGGGGCCACAUGGGAAUGGAGAUUGAGUGCCAGGCACUGCCGGGAAUUAUGUCUUUAGUAGGAACAUGUUUAAGAGAUAGUGAGAUUGAGUGCCAGGCACUGCCGGGAAUUGUCUUUAGUAGGAACAUGUUUAAGAGAUAGUCACUUGUGCCCGCAGUCCCACUGGAGUAGUGACCUUAAUUAUCCUUAUUUUUCGCUCCUGGGGGAUGUGAGGUCCUACAGAGGAUGCAGUGUGGGUUGGUUCCGCCAGGUCGUAGGGCUGAGGAGCCUCCCUGGCCGGUGAGUGUCAUGGUGAUGGCUGUAAUGUGUUUAUCAUUUCUUCACCAUUGUUGUUAGAGAUCACCAGAGUCAGUGUAUCUUGGGGCUGCUCGCUGCCACCUCGCCAGCGUGGGAAGUGUCUAUUCAUAACGAUGGCUGCCACUAUUCCUACCAGUCUUGCCGUACUACUACUUGUACUAUUACUACUCGUACUAUUGCUGCUACCGCUACAACCGUUCUGAAGUCGAGUCAACCUUUCAACUAUUUCGACAUCACUAAUGACAUUUUUGCUUACUACGCCGUUCAUCUUCUUCCUCUUCAUAUAUACUCGCAAGCUGAAUUUUGAUGUACAAUGUUUUGGUGCUUCAGAAUUACUGAAUAAAAAAAAAAGAAAAAAAAAGGCUACAGUUUUUUGCCAAGUUAACGGGUACAGACUCUUCCCUGGCCGGGUGACGCGGGCCAGCGGUGACCUCAGCACUCCUGCGGCGGGUGGUGAGGCGAGCCCCUCUGUACAUAUAGCCGAGGCUUGCAGAGUUUCUAUAUAUCAAUAUUAUAUUGAGGAAUGUGCUGUGCUGCACUGGUGUUAAUGGAAACAGAAAUAUAGUGUUUCCAGUAUG
This is a messenger RNA of Scylla paramamosain (green mud crab), 10648 nucleotides long. RefSeq lists its product as uncharacterized. The coding region runs from base 1116 to 3500 and encodes 794 amino acids. Gene Ontology annotation, biological process: negative regulation of transcription by RNA polymerase II; cell differentiation; positive regulation of transcription by RNA polymerase II. Lineage: Eukaryota; Metazoa; Arthropoda; Malacostraca; Decapoda; Portunidae. The transcript has 4 exons. The record is from RefSeq and is a predicted model, not a curated record. Gene Ontology annotation, molecular function: nuclear receptor activity; zinc ion binding; RNA polymerase II cis-regulatory region sequence-specific DNA binding.